GUUUAAUAUUGAAUGAGAAUAGGAUUUUUUCUUUUGAGAUAGGGAAUAGGAGUUGACAAUGGUUAGAAACUAGAAAGCGACAAAUGUUUACUGCCGGAGCAUCACAGAAGAUUACUCUCAGACUCAUGGCUCCCAAACCCAAGCCUUCACUCCACUUAGCAGGCGCUAGAUGGGAAAGUGUAGCAAAAAAGCCUAGAAUGAUGACAACUGACGCUUCUUUUACUGACGCUUUUAGCAAGUAUGCUGAAUAUCUUAAUAACCUUAAUGACAAGAGAGAGAGAGUAGUCAAAGCAAGUCGUGAUAUCACAAUGAACAGCAAGAAAGUCAUUUUUCAAGUGCACAGAAUGGGCAAAAGUAACAAAGAUGAAGUCCUAGAUAAGGCAGAGAAGGAUCUACUAGCAUUGCGAAACCAAUAUGUCUCUCGACUUGUAAAAGAACUCAAUGGGACCGACUUUUGGAAGCUGCGACGUGCAUACUCUCCUGGGGUUCAGGAAUAUGUUGAAGCUGCAACACUCUGCAAGUUCUGCAAAACUGGAACUCUAUUGAAUCUUGAUGAGCUAAAUGCUACUUUCUUACCAUUAAGUGAUCCUUCCGUUGAGCCUCUGCAGAUUAAUGUACUUGACUACCUUUUGGGGCUUGCAGAUUUGACCGGAGAGUUAAUGAGAUUGGCUAUUAGCCGAAUAUCAGACGGUGAACUUGAAUUUGCUGAUAAGAUAUGCAGAUUUGUACGUGAUCUGCAUAGGGAGCUCACCCUUCUCGUUCCAGGGAUGGAUGACAACCAUGAUAUGAAAACAAAAAUGGAUGUAAUGCUUCAAAGUGUGAUGAAAAUUGAAAAUGCUUGCUUUAGUGUACAUGUGAGAGGAUCCGAGUACAUUCCAUUGAUUGGCUCAAAUGAUCCUAGCUUCACAUUAAUGGGAGUACCGGAUAUGGAGCCGUAAGUAAUCGCUGGUGUCUCAAAGUCUCAGUAAGCUCUUGUUUUUGUUCUCUCAUCUGGUGGCAUCCCGUAACUCUUCAUGCUCGUUAGUUAUGGAUCCCUUAUUUGUCAAAUAACAGCGACUAUUAUGGUUCCAAUAAGCCGGAGAUCCCUCAACAAAGACUAUUAUUAAAGUGUUAUAAAGUGGUUGCUGGUUGGUUUAGAUUGGUAGAUAAAGAAUGAUUGCUAGAUGAAUAUGCAAUUUAGGGGCAUGGCACUGGCCUGGAUUUAGGUGCUGGCCGGAAAAUGUUAAGUUCAUCGUUAUGAUACUAAUUGCAAGGGCCUAAGGUAGCUUUAGAACUUUGCAAUGUUGGUUAAUGUUUAUCUCAAAAAGAACUUUGUAUGCCAAUGAUGAUCUUCAAAAACCAUUGGAGGGUUAUUUUGAAAAAAAAAAAAAAAUCGGGCAAAUAUUUUAUUUUUUCCCUAUAAGGGUUGUUUAGAAAGGACUUAUGAAUUGACUUUUUAGUGUCUACUUACAUAUCCUUAAA
Amaranthus tricolor (Joseph's coat) is the source of this 1461-nucleotide messenger RNA. RefSeq lists its product as uncharacterized. Lineage: Eukaryota; Viridiplantae; Streptophyta; Magnoliopsida; Caryophyllales; Amaranthaceae. The transcript has 7 exons. Gene Ontology annotation, cellular component: cytoplasm; nucleus. Gene Ontology annotation, molecular function: sequence-specific DNA binding; RNA endonuclease activity; RNA binding. Bases 84 to 938 code for a protein of 284 amino acids. The record is from RefSeq and is a predicted model, not a curated record.